Messenger RNA from Brassica oleracea var. oleracea, 1440 nucleotides. Its product is annotated as nucleolar GTP-binding protein 1-like. Gene Ontology annotation, biological process: ribosomal large subunit biogenesis. Bases 52 to 1410 code for a protein of 452 amino acids. Gene Ontology annotation, molecular function: GTPase activity; RNA binding; GTP binding. The transcript has a single exon. Gene Ontology annotation, cellular component: nucleolus. NCBI's taxonomy places the organism in Eukaryota, Viridiplantae, Streptophyta, Magnoliopsida, Brassicales, Brassicaceae. The record is from RefSeq and is a predicted model, not a curated record.
CUUCCUCUCUCUCUCCCUCUCUCUCUCUCUCUCAAAAACAAACAACAAACAAUGCAAUUUGACUUCAAACAUAUAAACGUUGUCCCCAUCGGCAACGAGUUCUUCGACCACCUCAACCAUUCCCGCGUUUCAGACAAGAGUCUCAAACUCAACCGUCUCCGCAAAGUCUACACCCGCCACGUCACCAACACACACCUCACCUUCCGCAACAAACUCUCCACCAUCCUCCGCGACUUCCCUCUCCCCAACGACAUCCACCCUCUCUACAUGGACCUUCUCCGCUUCGUUUUCGAUAAAGAUCGUUACAGCUUCUCCCUAGGUCAAGUCAACACCGCCAAAGACUUGAUCGCAAGCAUCGCUAACGACUACGCCAACCUUCUCGCGUUCGGUGGAUCGCUUAAAGAGUGUAAAGCCUUGAAAGCGAGCGCUGUCGCUGGGAUGUUUAGCGUUGUCAACGAGAUCACUCCUGGUUUGGCUUACCUCGAGCAGUUGAGGCAGCACAUGGGGAAGCUUCCUUUGGUUGACCCGGACGCUCCGACGAUCUUGGUUUCGGGGUACCCUCAUGCGGACAAGACUCGUUUUGUGGACGGGAUCGUUGAUUUUAGUGCAAAGUCUGUGGCUUUCGUUGUGGGUUUUAGUGGUUAUGAAGGUUCGAUGAGGUGUCAGGUGAUUGAUGGGGUUUUGGAUAAGCCUGUGUUUGGAGAUUGCGAUGUUGUUGUCGACGCUUUGGCUCUUCAUCUUGGGGAUGCGAUUGUGUUGUUCUUUUUGGAUGUUUCUGGUACUUGUGGUUACAGCGUUGCGGAUCAGGUUGUGUUUUUUCAUAGCGUGAAGGCUGUGUUUGUGGACAGACCUUUGUUGAUUGUUUGUGACGAGAGUGAUUUGAUGCAAAUGUCUGAAGAAGAUUGGAGACUGAUUGAAGAGAUGGAUGGUGGAAUGGGAGAAGAAGAAGAAGUGGGGUUUAAGAUUAGUAAUUUGAGGAGUGAGGAAGGUGUUAUCUCUGUGAAGAAUGUUGCUUGCGAGAGGCUGUUAUAUCAAAGUGGGAGACUCAGUUGCAUUUCUCUGGAAGAAGCUAGGGUAAUGAGGAACAAAUACAUCGUGGCUCAUCAAGAGCUUGAUGAUGAUGAGCAUGAAGUUUCAGACUUGUUUCUUGAUCCAGACGUUUUGUCUAGGCUUGUGGAGCUGGAACACGAAGAAGGAGUAAAGCAGUCUGAGGAAGAACAAGAAGAAGAUGAUGAUGAUGAUGAUGAUUUUGUGAUUGCUGAGGAGCGUUUUACCGAAGAGCAUAAGGAUCAACUUGUUGCCAUUCGCAAGAUACAACCCUUGAGGAUAUUAAUAGCCUUUGGUUUUUGUAUCCUUGUGGGGAAUACUUAUGGAGCCCUUCAACAAUGUCUCUCAACUCUAAGUUUUUGAGUUAAAACUAGUGUUGGUUUAACCCGCUCU